GCCAUUUAAAUUAUUUAUGCUUUUAAAUAAAUUAAUGUGUGGUAUCACUUGCUAAUCUUUAUUUUAGGAAAUGCUGUCCUUCUGGGAUGUGGCCAUCGAGUUCUCUCCGGAAGAGAGGGAAUGUCUGGAGCCUGCUCAGUGGAAUCUGUACAGGGAUGUGAUGUUGGAGAAUUACAGCCACCUUGAGUUCCUGGGUCUUGCUGUCCCUAAGCCACACCUGGUGACAUUUCUGGAGCAAAGACCAGAGCCUUCAGAUGGGGAGAGACAAGCAGCAGCCACCGUGCACCCAGGAACAAUACCUGAAGAUUUUAGCAUUUUCUCUGAGACCAUUGAUUAUAACUCACUAUACAUUCAAUGCCGGAGAAUUCGUACAAGGGAGAAACCUUACAAGUGUGAAAAAUGUGGUAAGGCCCUUAGUUCUUCUAAAGCACUUUCCAUACACCAGAGACUUCACACUGGAGAAAAACCCUACACGUGUAAAGAAUGUCACAAGGCCUUCAAUACUCGCUCAUCACUUUUUAUACACCAGAAAGAUCAUACUGAUGAAAAAACCUACAAGUGUGGAGACUGUGGCAGAUCAUUUUACUAUCUUUCAAUGCUGAAACAACAUCAAAGGAUUCAUUCUAGAGAGAAAUCCUACAAAUGCAAAGCAUGCGGCAGUUGUUUCUUCUCGUUUUCAUGCCUUAGACAACAUCAAAGAAAACAUACUAGAAAGAAUUCAUACAAGUUCCUUAUACCUGUGUACACUGUGGCAAAUUCUAGGGCUCUUCGGGAUCAUCAAACAGUUCACACUGGAGAGAAGCCCUUCAAGUGUGAUGAAUGUCACAAAGCCUUUCAUUAUCACUCAUCCCUGAAGACACACAAGAGAGUUCAUAUGGAAGAGAAACCCUACAAGUGUGAACAGUGUGACAAAGCAUUUCAUUAUCACUCCUCCCUUUGGAGACACAAGAAAGUUCAUAAUGGAAAGACAUCCUAUAAGUGUAAGAAGUGUGACAGAUGUUUUAACUCAUCUGUAUCCCUUAGAGAACAUCAAACAAUCCAUUCUGAAGAAACUUGUCAUACCUGUGUACACUGCAGCAAAAGGUUUUCAAAGUCAAGAUAUCUUCAGGAUCACCAAAGAGUUCAUACUGGAGAGAAACCAUACAAUUGUGAAGAAUGUCACAAAACCUCUCAUUGUAAUUCAUCCCUUAGAAAUCAUAAGAGAGUUCAUACUGGAGAGAAACCCUACACGUGUUGAGAAUGUCACAAAACCUUUCAUCAUAACUCAUCUCUUAGUAGACACAAGAGACUUCAUCCUGGAGAGAAACCCUACAAAGGUGCAGACUGUGACAGAUGCUUUUCCUCAACUUCAUCCUUUUUAUGACAUAAAAGAAAUACUCAU
Microtus ochrogaster (prairie vole) is the source of this 1381-nucleotide messenger RNA. Its product is annotated as zinc finger protein 58-like. Gene Ontology annotation, biological process: regulation of transcription by RNA polymerase II. The transcript has 4 exons. Lineage: Eukaryota; Metazoa; Chordata; Mammalia; Rodentia; Cricetidae. Gene Ontology annotation, molecular function: RNA polymerase II cis-regulatory region sequence-specific DNA binding; DNA-binding transcription factor activity, RNA polymerase II-specific. The record is from RefSeq and is a predicted model, not a curated record.